Menidia menidia (Atlantic silverside) is the source of this 525-nucleotide messenger RNA. The record is from the annotation of a GenBank genome assembly. NCBI's taxonomy places the organism in Eukaryota, Metazoa, Chordata, Actinopteri, Atheriniformes, Atherinopsidae.
CUGAUUAUUCUACAUGAUUUUUGUCAGACUUCCUGCACGCUGACUUACAGAAAGAGCAACAUCCCAGGAAACCAUCCCGUCGAGAUUCUGAUGGAAGACUAUCCCAGGCAGGAGAUCCAUGUGACCUACUCUGAUGGGUCCUACACAACAAAGAGACCUCUGAGGGGGAAUCGCCACAAACGCUAUGCUCCACUGGGAUACAGCGCAGCCUAUCCAACCACUACAGCUACUCCAACCACCACAGCCUAUCCGACCACCACCCCAGUUGCCCCAACCACCACCACAGCUGCCCCAACCACCACUACAGCUGCCCCAACCACCACCACAGCUGCCCCAACCACCACUACAUGGAGCGGCUCAGCCUGGGUGGGCGGGGGAGGGGGGGCUGCAGGGGGGGGGUUCCCGGUGGCGCCCGGUGCCGGCGGCGGUGAUGUCACAGCUCCGCACAAUGCCGGCCCUCUCUCUCUGCGGCCUGUAAAUGGGCUCCUUCACCUGGUUCCCACGUCCAGCGUGAUGUCAUCGUGA